Molecule: messenger RNA, 2710 nt
Organism: Ornithorhynchus anatinus (platypus)
Lineage: Eukaryota; Metazoa; Chordata; Mammalia; Monotremata; Ornithorhynchidae
Gene: ATXN7L3
Product: ataxin 7 like 3
Exons: 13
Coding region: 201-1280 (359 amino acids)
Biological process (GO): positive regulation of DNA-templated transcription; regulation of transcription by RNA polymerase II
Cellular component (GO): DUBm complex; SAGA complex
Molecular function (GO): transcription coactivator activity
Source: RefSeq, a predicted model, not a curated record
GGUGAAUGUGCAGUCUAGAAGGGACCAGAGGAACCGCCUCCCGUUUCCACGUGGGCCUGCCAUCCAUCGGUCGUAUUUCCUGAGCGUUCACCGUGAGCAGGACGCCGUACUAAGCGUUUGGGAGGCACCCUGCCCGUGGACUCGCCGCCCCACCGUGCUAUGAACAGUCCCAGUGUCCUCUUCUCCCCGAGGGUUUGCAAAUGAAAAUGGAGGAAAUGUCUUUGUCUGGCCUGGAUAACAGCAAGCUGGAGGCCUUUGCUCACGAGAUCUUCACGGACUUGGUGGAGGAUGCCUGCCUGGGGCUCUGCUUCGAGGUUCACCGGGCGGUCAAGUGCGGCUACUUCUUCCUGGACGACACGGACCCCGACAGCAUGAAGGACUUCGAAAUUGUGGACCAGCCCGGGGUGGACAUCUUCGGGCAGGUGUACAACCAGUGGAAGAACAAGGAGUGCGUCUGCCCCAACUGCAGCCGCAGCAUCGCGGCUUCCCGCUUCGCCCCCCACCUGGAGAAAUGCCUGGGCAUGGGCCGCAACAGCAGCCGUAUCGCCAAUCGCCGGAUCGCCAGCAGCAACAACAUGAACAAGUCCGAGAGCGACCAAGAGGACAACGACGACAUCAAUGAUAACGACUGGUCGUACGGUUCGGAGAAGAAAGCCAAGAAGAGAAAAUCAGACAAGAACCCUAACUCACCUCGCCGUUCCAAAUCUCUCAAACACAAAAACGGGGAGCUCAGCAGCAACUCUGACCCCUUCAAGACCCCGUGCUCUGCCCUGCAGUACAGCAGCUCGGCCGGGAUCAACUACGAGUCUCUGGGCCCCGAGGAGCUGCGCUCUCUGCUUACCACCCCCCUCCUCACCUCUGCGUCCCUCUGGCAGCAAUGCGGGGUGAUCUCCGAACACACUAAGAAGAUGUGCACGAGGUCCCUGCGCUGCCCCCAGCAUACGGACGAGCAGCGGCGGGCGGUCAGAGUCUACCAGCUGGGCUCCUCCGCCUCGCUGCCCGAGGUGGAAGGCUCGGCGGAGAACAGCUUCGACGGGGCCGAGGGCCAGGCCCUGAUGAGCCGGCUGCAGUGGGACGGGCCCGCGGACCUCUCCCCCCCGGACUCCGCCUCCUCCAAGACCAGCACCAACAAUUCCGAGUCGCGCAAGAGCAAGAAGAAGAAGCCGCCCCUGAGCUUGGCGGGCCCGGGCCCCGGCCUGGGCUCCAGCAAAAAGAAGAAGCCCAAGCCGCCCGCGCCCCUGGCGCCCCCCACGCCCGGUAUCUACGACGACGUCAACUGAGCUGCGGCAUCUCCCCGGGCGCCCCGACGGCGCCCCCCAAGCGAGGGGGAGGCCCGGCGGGGCCACGGGCCGCGGGAGGCCCCGGGGCUCGGACGCGCCCCCGGCCGACGCCCCCGCGGCCGGGCGACGGCGCCCAAGGAGACGGAGGCCGGCCCCGGACGCGCGGCCCCGCGUGGACCCGGGCCGGGCCGCCUCCGGGCGAUUCCGCUCGGGGCCGGCCGGGAAGCCCCGUUGUGGGGGUGGCCCCGGCUGGAAGCUCCGCGUGUGGACGUGGGGACGGCGAUCCGGCGGUAGAGGCGGGAGGGCGGCUCCGGCCCCGCCCGGCCUCCCUCCGGUGCCCCGCGGCCCCGGUCCCCCCCGGCUCCACCCUCUCCUCCUCCUCCUCUUCCCCGGCCCCGCGGGAAGCCGGGGGUCUUCGCGUCCGGCCCGCGGCGGGCUGCCGGACGGAGGGGCCGGGCCGGGGCUCCGACUUGGCCGACGACCCGACUCGGUCAGUGACCCGGGGCUGGGGUUGAAGGUGGGAGGGGGCGGGGGGUGCACCCUAGCUGGCACGGUGCUGCUUCGUUUUUUGUUUUUUACCUCAUCCCCCUCCUGGGGAAAGGGCUCGCUCGCUCCCAGGGUGGCUCCAGCUCCCCGCCCCCCACCCUGGACUCCCGCGGGUCCCAUAGUGGGGUGCGGCUGCCGCCUGCCCCCCUGCCUCCCCGGCCCCCCUCCCCUCCCCGCCGGCUGGCCGUCGCUCUGGCUGUUCUCACGUUAUUUAUUAUUCUGGUCUGGCGGCCGGGGGCCCCAGGCUGGGAGGCCCGGGCCCGCUGUGAUCCAGGUGGCCUCGGCCUCCUCUGCCCCGCUGGGUGGGGGUGUGGGGGCCGGGGAGGGCUCUCUCCUGUUUCCACGUGGCCUGGGCCGGGCGGAGGGGUGGUCCCAAACCGGCGCCCCUUUCCCAGAGUCCCCGCGGGGGCUGAACUCCAACGGGCCGGGUCCCGGGGAGAGGGAGGAGAGGCCAUGUGGACGUCCGCUCGGACCGCAGAACGAGCUUUUAACCUCCGACCGUGGCUGGGGGAAGGCGGGGGAUCCCUCCCCUCCCCCCCGCGUCCCGGCCUCUGCCGGAUUGGGGUGCCCGGGGGCCGCCUGCCCGCCCUGCCCUCGCCGGGCCCGGUCCGGCCGCUUCCGGUCCAAAAGGCCAGUUGGGAACCCGGCCUCCCUCCGCCACCCCACUCCCCCCACAGGCUCCAGGAGCAGAAAGGGCGAGGGCUCGGCCUGUCCGUUCCCCUUGACGGCCCUCGGGCUUCCCCUGAGGCCGGGGGUUGGGGGCAGGCGGGGCCCACCUCCACACGUCGCUCCCAGCCCCUACCCCCAGCUAGGUGUGCUGUUUCACCUUGUCCGACCUUGACGUGUCUGAGCCAAAGGGGGUGGGGGGGGGGGGAGGGUCGUGU